CUUUCGCUUUUCGAGUCCCGAUCGAAAAGCGACCUUGAGAGGAACACCCGCAAAAAUGGCUGACGAACACUACAACGCUGAGGAGGCUGCCGAGAUCAAGAAGAGAAGACAGUUCCGCAAGUUUACCUACCGCGGUAUUGACCUCGACCAGCUCCUUGACCUCUCCUCCGAACAGCUCCGUGAUGUCGUCCACGCCCGCGCUCGCAGAAGGUUCAACCGUGGCCUGAAGCGCAAGCCCAUGGGUCUCAUCAAGAAGCUCCGCAAGGCCAAGCAGGAGGCCCGCCCCAACGAGAAGCCCGACCUCGUCAAGACCCACCUCCGUGACAUGAUCGUUGUCCCCGAGAUGAUCGGCAGCGUCAUCGGUAUCUACUCCGGAAAGGAGUUCAACCAGAUCGAGGUCAAGCCCGAGAUGGUUGGCCACUACCUGGCUGAAUUCUCCAUCUCAUACAAGCCCGUCAAGCACGGUCGUCCCGGUAUUGGUGCCACCCACUCUUCCCGUUUCAUUCCCCUCAAAUAAAGAAGAAAAGCUUUUUGGAGUGUCGCGUGGUGGAGGAUCAGGCGUCCGGAUGUGGGAGAACAAAACAAAUUUCGAUGGAUACCAUAUACUGCCUUUAUUUGGAUUCAUCAACUUGUAUGUCAAGUGCGGGUCAGCUGUUUGCAUCUCAAUAUAAAGGUCUUGUCGGCAUGUGAACGAACUCAAAAAAUUACGGGAUCCCUGGAGCUCCGAUGAUGAGAUCCCUUGUCCCCUGUUCUUUGGUCUGGUUGUCUGGCUUUUGAUACCCAGGCCGGGGACGGAACGGAAGGCUUUAAUCUUAUUCCUUUUCAUUUUA
Messenger RNA from Aspergillus steynii IBT 23096, 830 nucleotides. RefSeq names its product 40S ribosomal protein uS19. NCBI's taxonomy places the organism in Eukaryota, Fungi, Ascomycota, Eurotiomycetes, Eurotiales, Aspergillaceae. The transcript has 5 exons. The record is from RefSeq and is a predicted model, not a curated record. The coding region runs from base 56 to 517 and encodes 153 amino acids. Gene Ontology annotation, biological process: translation; ribosomal small subunit assembly. Gene Ontology annotation, cellular component: ribosome; cytosolic small ribosomal subunit. Gene Ontology annotation, molecular function: structural constituent of ribosome; RNA binding.